Molecule: messenger RNA, 6807 nt
Organism: Diceros bicornis minor
Lineage: Eukaryota; Metazoa; Chordata; Mammalia; Perissodactyla; Rhinocerotidae
Gene: PKDREJ
Product: polycystin family receptor for egg jelly
Exons: 1
Coding region: 1-6807 (2268 amino acids)
Biological process (GO): detection of mechanical stimulus
Cellular component (GO): membrane
Molecular function (GO): calcium channel activity; protein binding; calcium ion binding
Source: RefSeq, a predicted model, not a curated record
AUGCGGCCGGGGCCCGCGCUCCUCCUCCUGGGCCUGGGCCUGGGCCUGGGCCGCCUCCCUGCGCCCUCGGCUGCCGGCGGGGCCCGGGCCGCCGUCCCCAGGGGGCCCGCCGCGCUGCCGGGCGGCCUCCGCGGCCCGGGCGCCGCCCUGGCUCGCCGCCCCCCGCCCGAGGCCCGGGCCCGCAUCUGGGUGCGCGGCACCCGCCUCAACCUGCGGCCCCGCGCGGCCCCGGGGGGCGGCGUGGUCCUGAGCGGCGGCCGCAGCCUCUGCCUCUCUGACCGCCCCGCGCAGCGGCGCCGCCGGUCCUGCCUGCACGUGCACGUCCUGCUCCGCGCCGGCCGAGCCGCCAGCAGCGCCACCGCGCCCACCCACGUGGACCUGCACCUGUCCGCCGCCGGGCGCCGGCUCUCCCUGCUGUGGUUCACCCCGCUGCUGCACUCGCCUGGGCGUCUGCAAUGGACCUUCCGUCUCUGGCCCGUCGGACCCGGGGUUGCCUCCUCCUCCUCUCGCGUGUCGCCCCGCUCCAUUCUGCCCGGAGACCCUCACCCCUACAUGGGCUUCGUGGCCCAAACCAAGUGUCCUACAGAUGGGCCCACCCUUGUUGUUUUAAAAGCUGUCAACUCAAACAGCUCCCAAGACGUCGAGUCUUCAGUGUCCUGUCAGUUACCAUCACAGGUGCCCUGCGUUAUCACCCUGGUAAGGAUCAAUAGGGAUAAAGACGGUUCUCCCGUGACGCUGACCAGGAAGAUGGAAGCCACUAUCAAUGCCACCAUUCAGUUUGACUGCCCGCUGGCCCUAAGCAUCACUCAGCGUUGGAAAAUCUAUUCCGUGCCCUCUGUAUCUGACGUGCCAGACUGGACUAAACCUUUGGAUGUACCAGAACUCAAAUUAGGGAAAAUGCCAUCAAUUAUGCAUAUCCCCCCGAAUUCUUUAUCUUGGGGCGUAUAUCUGUUUAAUUACACAUUGUCCCUCAAAAUAAGGGAUCCCAAGAACUCUCCAGUACAAGAAUCAGAUUCUAUCUAUGUCACCAUUGUUAGAAGUCCCCUGAAGGCGGAUAUUCUUGGGGAUUCCGAUAUAACAGUUGGUUUCACAGAUGGGCUGAUUCUGAAUGGAACAACGUCCUCUGAUCCAGAUGCAAACAACCCUUUAGAGGGAAUCCAAUUUUUUUGGUACUGUACCACAAAUCCAAGAAACUACCAGACAGAUAAAAUAAUAGUGAUGAGCAAGGACGUUUGUCUCCCAGAGCAGACUGAUCUGAAGUGGACGUCGGCCUCUGGCUCUGUACUAACACUUCUGCCAGAAACCCUUAAAGGUGACCAGGUGUAUUUUUUCAGAAUGAUGAUACAGAAGAGUGGCAGAACAGCAUUUGCUGAUAAAAGGGUACAUGUGCUCCAAGGACCAACACCUACAGCAAACAUUGCGUGUAUUGAAAAUUGUGAUACGGUUUUGACUAUAUCAGAUAGAUUUUCUUUGUCUCUAACUUGCACAAAUUGUGCAAUGACCCGUGAUAUCUAUAAAUGGUCCAUUCUGUUGCCUUCAGGUGAUGAGAUGCUAUUUGAUUGGACGGGGCAAACUACGACAGGGAGAAAUGGUGCUUAUUUAUCUGUAAAAGCAUUUGCUUUUAAGAAUUUUUUAGAAGCUAAGUUUUGGAUUUCUCUAUCUUUAGAGACUUGGAGUGGUGUGAACUUGCUCUUGAGGCAUCCCUUUAUUAUUAACCAUGUCCCUGAAAUCGGAGAAUGCAAAAUUAACCCAGCUAACGGAAUUGCAUUUUUUACUAAGUUUGUUGUCCAAUGUAGUAAUUUUAAGGAUAAGAACAUGCCUCUUACAUAUAAAAUAAUAGUUUCUGAUUUGCAUGGUUUGGGUGAAAUCAGUUCUUUGAAAGAGAAUACCUUCGGAGCCAUCCUGUAUUUGGGAAAUGACCCCACAUCACCCCCUUCUUUUCUCCCUGUUGGUGUGUUGGCUAAUCAUUAUGCCUUGAAGAUGUAUGCUCAGGUAUAUGACUCUCUAGGAGCUUUUUCUCAGGUGACUUUUGACGCCACUGCACAGGCUCCUACUAAUAAAAACUCGUCAAGUUCUGUGCUGCAUCGGUUACUCAAUUUCACCAUGGGACCAAAUUCACCACUAUCAACCUUGCUUGGAAAGCAGGAUUUUUUACCUGCCGGUUAUUUAAUGUAUAUAGCAGCUUCCAUUUUGAAUAGCAUGAAAACCGAAUUAACUCUGCACGAUGACAAAACCAAACUCCGAGAACACCUGGUCAAUCAGUCCUUCAUUCUUCCAGUAAGCACUUUGGUAGAAAUUAGCCAGCUAGUCACGGCUAUAACUAAAUUAACCCAGAAAGCCUCUGAAUUCACUAGAGUUGCUCGGAAACUUGUCACCGUGAGGCUUUGGCAAGCCAAUCAAGCCCUACAACAGUAUCAACAAAAAGAUAAACACUUACGCUCUGAACAAAUAGAAAUCGUGAGCACAGGAAUAUUAACAAGUUUGUCUAAUAUCUUUAAACUGACUGCUCGUCACGAAGUUUUUGAAGACCCUUUCUACAUAGUAGAAUCUCUAGCGGACACAAUAUUGGCUGGUAAAGUGCCAGGGAAUGAGAUCACUGUAAUGAAGAGCUCCAGCUUUAACAUGUAUCUCAAGAAAACUGAAAAGUCGGAUGUUACCAAGGACUUCAGCAAUGAGAAACACUGUCGAAAUUGUUUUUAUCCCUCACUAAACGUGAGCAGCAUUCCCAGUUUGGCUGCUAAUGCUCCGAUUUCUACAAUGUUUUGUGAGUUUUCAGAUGACCCCUUUCCUUGGUUAAAUUAUCAAGAAAACGUUUUGGCAGAAGUGGUUGGAUUCAGACUGACGGGAACUGCAGCUGACGGUGACGUGGUAGAGAUCACACCUGAUGUAGCGGAAGUGUAUCUCGUCAGGAAAAACUUGAGCUUUGCGACAUUUAAUCUCACAGUGGGACCCAGCAAUGACUCAUCGGUUGAUGAGUCGAUGAAAAAGACAACAGGGGGGUUUAGCUUUGAAGUGGACAGCGGAGCAGUGAAGGAGGUGUUGGUCCACAUUGUGACGGAAGUGACUGUGUUGUUCACAGUGUUGGUGUAUGCCGGCAGUCAGGUUGUCCCCACUGCUCUCGUUGCCACCUUCCUCGUGCCCCAUGACAUCCCUCCAAUUGCCAACCAGAGUGACCUGUUUGACCCGGCCUGUACGGUUAAGGGGGCCCGUGUGGUUUGCCUCCCACCGUCCCUGCUGCAAGUCAUAGCUCAGCGAAGCCGAUCAUCUGAGUGUACCAUAACCGUGGUUCUGCAGGCACCUCGUUUUGUCAUGAAGCCCAGUGACAAGAUAGUGAGAAUUUCCCUCUUCAGUGUUCACUGCUUGGACAUGUAUGGGAUCCAGAGUGACUGGAGAGAAGAUACCUGCGUUCUUGGAGAGAAGACCACCUGGCACAAAGUACACUGUAUCUGCAAGCACGGAGGGAGGGCCAGGCGGCAGCUGGACACAAUAAAGCUAGCCCACAUUCACCUGCGUACCCACUAUUUGACGGCCAAGGUGAUUGUGGUACCAAAUCCUGUGGACCUACGGUUAGAGGUCAUCAAGAACAUUACCCACAACCCUGUGACCCUCUUUGUUGUUCUUUUCAUUAUGUUCCUAUACAUAGUCCUCGCUUUCUGGGCCAUGCACAGAGAUGAAAUGGACCCGUUUCUUCGGGACCAUGUGAUAGUUCUACCUGAUAAUGAUCCUUAUGAUAAGAUAUGUUACCUAAUCACUAUUUUUACAGGAAGCCGUUGUGGGUCUGGGACCAGGGCCAAUGUCUUUGUCCAACUUAGGGGGACAGAAAGUACCAGCGAUGUGCAUUGUUUAAGCCACCCGCAGUUUACAACUCUCUACCGAGGAAGCAUCAACACUUUCCUCCUGACGACAAAAAGUGACUUGGGGGACAUCCAUUCCAUUCGUGUGUGGCACAACAACGAGGGCAAAUCCCCCAGUUGGUAUUUAAGUAGAAUCAAGGUGGAAAAUCUGUUCAGCAGACACAUCUGGCUGUUCGUCUGCCGGCAAUGGCUUUCUGCUGACACCUCUUUGGACAGAACGUUUCAUGUUACCCACCCAGAUGAGCCUCUAAGCAGAAAGGACUUUUUCCUGAUAGAUGCAAGUUAUAAGUUGGGGAAGAAUCACAUGUGGUUCUCUAUUUUUUCUGGUGUCGUUGCUAAACCAUUCAGUAGGCUUCAGAGAUUGUCCUGUUGUUUAGCAAUGCUGUUGUCCUCCCUUCUGUGUAAUAUUAUGUUCUUUAAUCUAAAUAAACAACAAACUGAGGCAGAAGGGGGGCAAUAUGUCAGAUCAAUGAUGAUAGGACUGGAAAGUGUCUUAAUUACCAUCCCUGUGCAAGUGAUGAUCACGUUUCUGUUCACCUAUUCCCAGAGGAAACCUCGAGUGACUCUAGAUGAGGUGUCGCCUCAGAAGCAUCCCGUGGUGUCAGCAGCAAGUGAACACUGGCAAGAAUGUUUGGAAAAGUGGCAUGCCCAUGAAACUGCUGAGCCGCAGACCCAGGAGGCGGAAAAGCUUCCAUCGAGGAAAAAUACUGGACUUCCUAAGGCUUCUGUCAAGGCAGCCUCUAAAACAAGGCACCAGCUUAAGAAAGCAGAAAGCAAGUUCUCACACAGCCACAGAACAAACAUAAAUGCCAAUAACGCAAACAUGAAAGACAAUCCAGAUGUUCCUUCUGGAGAGCCCUCUUCCCAGCCAGAUCCUGCGCCCCUCAAAAAGCCCAGGAUUGUUCUGCCUUGGUGGUGUGUUUACAUAGCCUGGUUCCUGGUUUUUGCCACUUCUAGCAUAUCCUCAUUCUUUAUUGUAUUUUAUGGACUGACUUACGGCUAUGAAAAGUCAAUAGAGUGGCUCUUUGCAUCAUUUUGUUCGUUCUGUCAGUCAGUUUUUCUGGUGCAGCCAGCUAAAAUUAUAGUCUUGUCAGGCUUAAGAACAGGUAGGCUUAAGUACUGUAAAAACCUGUCGUGGGUGAGCAAGUAUCGUUAUACUGAGAUCAAGCUGCACAGCGAGCGGCUGCAGCCCGGUGAGAAGCACAAGCAACAGCAGCGCAUCAUCCAGAUCCGAGGCACGAGGAUGUACCAGCCCCUCACAGAGGAUGAAAUCAGAAUAUUCAAAAGAAAGAAGAGGCUCAAGAGAAGAGCUUUCCUGUUCCUGAGUUACCUUCUAACCCACUUUAUCUUUCUAGCCCUUCUGUUGAGCCUUGUCGCCCUCCUACACCACACCGACUGCUUUUACUAUAAUCAGUUUAUUCGUGAUCAGUUUUCUGUGGAUCUGGCCACGGUGACCAAGCUGGAGGACAUCUACCAGUGGUUGAACAGCGUGCUGCCGCCUUUGUUCCACAACGACCUGAAUCCAACGUUUCUUCCUGACAGCUCCUCUAAGAUCCUUGGCCUUCCAAUGAUGAGGCAAGUAAGGGCAAAACCUGGUGAAAGGACUUGUCCGCCUGCCAAAAACUUUGUGCAAAACAGCAUGGAAAGAGAAAUUCACUGUCAUCCCAAAUAUGGCACUGACCCAGAAGACACAAAAGACUACUCUAACCUUUGGAAUAAAGUUGAUAAGCGGGCUAUAGACAAGAAUACAAAAGGGUUUACUUAUAAGCCUCCGGAAAAGAAAUGGAUGUAUUAUUCCUAUGGACUUUUACAUACCUAUGGAUCAGGAGGGUAUGCGUUCUAUUUUUUUCCAGAACAGCAGGAGUUUAAUUCCAUACUGAGGCUCAAGGAACUCCAAAGAAGCAAUUGGCUUGAUGAGAAGACAUGGGCUGUGAUUCUGGAACUGACGACUUUUAAUCCAGAUGUAAACCUGUUCUGUACCGUUUCAGUCGUAUUUGAGAUUUCUCAGUUAGGUGUUGUAAACACAAGCAUAUCUGUGCACUCUUUCUCACUUGCUAAUUUCAACGGAAAAACGUCAGCAGAAAUCUACUUGUAUGUGGCCAUUCUCAUUUUUUUUUUAGCCUACAUUUUGGAUGAGGGCUACAUCAUUAUGCAGGAAAGGGCCGCCUACAUGAGAAGUGUGUAUAAUUUGCUCAACUUUGCUUUAAAAUGCAUGUUUACUGUGUUAAUUGUGCUCUUUCUCAGGAAACACUUCUUAGCCACUGGCAUAAUUCAGUUUUACUUGUCAAACUCUGCGGAUUUCAUUCCCUUUCAUGCAAUUUCUCAAGUAGAUCAUAUGGUGAGGAUAAUUUUGGCUUUCCUGUUGUUUCUGACAAUUUUGAAGACCCUCAGGUAUUCCAGAUUCUUUUAUGAUGUGCGCCUGGCUCAGAGGGCCAUCCAGACCGCCCUUCCUGGCAUCUGCCACAUGGCGUUAGUGGUGUCCGUGUAUUUCUUUGUAUACGUGGCUUUCGGCUACCUGGUAUUUGGUCAGCAUGAAUGGAACUACUGUAACUUGAUUCAUGCCACUCAGACAAUAUUCUCCUAUUGUGUAUCAGCUUUUCAGAACACUGAAUUUUCUGAUAACAGAGUUCUUGGGGUCCUGUUCCUCUCAUCUUUUAUGCUGGUGAUGAUCUGCAUAUUGAUCAACUUAUUUCAGGCAGUGAUUUUGUCUGCCUAUGAGGACAUGAAGCAGCCUGUGUACGAGGAACCGUCGGAUGAAGCGGAAGCAAUGACCUAUCUGUGUCACAAGCUAAGAACUACAUUUGGCUUUCUGUCCUUCCAACCUAAGGCCAAAGAUGAACCUGAGUUCUUCGUCGACAUGCUGUACGGGCAGCCAGUGAAGACCAGCCACCGGUAUCUGGGGCUGAAGACCAGAAACAUUAAUGGGCAGAAAAUGGUUUAUCUCGUUGUGUGA